Molecule: messenger RNA, 1340 nt
Organism: Annulohypoxylon truncatum
Lineage: Eukaryota; Fungi; Ascomycota; Sordariomycetes; Xylariales; Hypoxylaceae
Exons: 3
Coding region: 401-1246 (281 amino acids)
Source: RefSeq, a predicted model, not a curated record
UGAUCUUUGAGAUGCCAUAGGAUGCAACCCGCCGAUGGCGCUUACAUCUUACCCGCAAGACCUCACCCGAGCCUAUAACGGGCUCGUGUUAGAAGCUUGGCCUAGCAUAAUUGCCGUGCCAUUGCAUUGCAGCAUACGAUAUCGCGAUAUGCUUUGCAUCUCAUCACGACCAAAGAUGCCUCGUUAUGCCCCGUUCAGAGAGCGUUGGGACCCGAUCCCAUCUAAGACAAUGGGCGGCUAAAUGGCACCAUCAGCCGCGACUCCCGCGCUGUCACCAUUCCCCCGGAGUCUUGUCUAUCUUGUGCGACCAAUAUUAAUAGAAUUCUAGACUUUGAUUUUAUCAGAAUCACUUGAUGGCUACGGCUUUUAUGAACUUGCCCGUUCUAAUUGUCAGUUAGCUAUGUGGUUUCGACUACUUGCUACGCUCAUUUACGUGAGCACAGUUGCUGCCGGGCAAAAUCCUCCUGGACCCGGUGAGCCAGCACCGAUUUAUGCCGACGGCGUAUUCACAGAGCCGAGAGGGUCACAGUCGACCUACACAUUAGGGUCAACGAUGAACAUUAGCUGGCAAACAGCGUACGAGACGUCAAAUCUUUGGUUAAUUGUCGAUUGGAGAUACUCUACGCCGAUUCAACUUGCAUCCAAUAUAGGCCAAACAUGGUAUCAAUGGGAGGUAGCUACGGAUUCAAAGAACUCUUCAGAUAUAUACGCAUUUCGCAUAGUUAAUGCGUCGGGUACAGCUGCUCAACAAUCAGACGGCGGUUUCAUGAGCGCCGCCUUCUGGAUCGACGGCUUACCCACGACUACCAUUCCACCGUCUUCCGCCGCGUCUCACAUAUCGACUUCUGCCUCGGCCCCCGCCACGACGUCUGCAGCGACGGCAGUCAGUUCUGCAGCUACAAGUCAAACCACGGGAAUUGCAAGCAAUGUUCAGUCGCCAGGUCUUACGAAAAGUGCCAAGAUUGGCGUCGGUGUUGGAGUGGGAGUUGGUGGUGUUGGAUUUAUCUCGCUUAUCGCAGGAAUAUUACUCUACCGACGAUCACAAGACCGCAAGUUACAAGCGACCGAUAAUAUGGAGCCCUAUUCUCAAGUAGUGCCCCCGGCGCACUUCAACGCCCCAGAGGCGUUAUAUUAUCACGAUUAUUAUAAGCCACCGGUUGAGAUGCAGGGCACUGGAAGAAUUGUUGAAUUAGACGCAUGGGAGGUUUCCAACACCCCAAGAUACCCCGUAGAGCUUCCAGGAUAAAGGACUUAGACUUAGAAUGCAAUGUUUGUGAAUACCCCUAGUUUUGAGACAUAGAUGUAGAUACUUACAUAUAAACUGUUACAGUUAAAAGACC